AUGGCGGAUAGCGAGAGUGAAUCUUUAGAGAUUCCUUCCCCUUUAACUCGUGAACAAUAUCAAAAUAGGAUCGAAUCCCUUCAACAGCAGAUUCGUGUGAUGAAAAUUGAACUAGAGACUUGCAAGAUGAGAGUUAAAACUCUACAGGAAGAGAAUAAAGAGUUAAAAAGAGCAAGUGUUAGUAUUGUUUUAGAAUUGGCAGGCAAUGCGAGUAAGGAUCUGAAAGUGAAGAGAAUUACUCCUCGUCAUCUUCAGUUAGCAAUUCGUGGGGACGAAGAGUUGGAUUCUCUUAUAAAAGCCACUAUAGCUGGUGGUGGUGUCAUUCCACAUAUCCACAAAUCUCUCAUUGGAAAGAAAGGAUCACAGAAAACACCAUAG
Centruroides sculpturatus (bark scorpion) is the source of this 378-nucleotide messenger RNA. RefSeq lists its product as uncharacterized. NCBI's taxonomy places the organism in Eukaryota, Metazoa, Arthropoda, Arachnida, Scorpiones, Buthidae. Bases 1 to 378 code for a protein of 125 amino acids. Gene Ontology annotation, cellular component: nucleosome. The record is from RefSeq and is a predicted model, not a curated record. Gene Ontology annotation, molecular function: structural constituent of chromatin; protein heterodimerization activity; DNA binding. The transcript has 3 exons.